CGACGCCCGCCAGGUGGACGAGAAGCUUCCCCAUCACCUUCUAUCAUCGUCUCUGCCAGUAACGCUACCUUCUAACUGUUUUUGAGCUUUCCGUAGCUCUGAACUUUUCAUACCUUCGAAAACUGCCUCCGAACAGCCAAGAACCUACUGUUUACCUACCUCCGCCGCUGCGCUUGCCUGCGGCAUACAGCAUCACUUUCCGACGAAACCCACGAGAACAUCAACAAUGAGCGGCAGCAGUGACCCAGAGCGGGAGCAUGCGCUCGAGGAGUACAAGAAUAAGCUUCUGGAUUCAAGAGAGUGGGAAGCCAAACUCAAGGCGUUGCGGUUAGAAAUCAAAGGUCUCCAGCAUGACUUUGACGUGUCGGAAGACAACAUCAAAGCCUUACAGAGCGUUGGGCAGAUAAUAGGCGAAGUGCUGAAGCAGCUGGAUGAGGAGCGGUUCAUCGUCAAGGCAUCCUCGGGGCCAAGAUACGUCGUUGGUUGUCGAUCGAAAGUCGAUAAGUUGAAGCUGAAGCAGGGCACUCGAGUUGCGCUGGAUAUGACCACCCUCACGAUAAUGCGAAUGUUGCCCCGCGAAGUCGAUCCCCUCGUCUACAACAUGUCACUCGAAGACCCCGGGCAGGUCAGCUUUGGUGGCAUCGGUGGUCUUAACGACCAGAUUCGAGAGCUACGAGAAGUCAUUGAGCUUCCGUUGAAGAAUCCUGAGCUUUUCCUACGAGUAGGCAUCAAGCCACCGAAGGGUGUUCUACUAUAUGGCCCACCAGGAACAGGAAAGACUCUAUUGGCCCGAGCGGUGGCGAGCAGUCUUGAGACCAACUUCCUGAAGGUUGUCUCUUCGGCUAUCGUCGACAAGUACAUUGGAGAGUCAGCGCGUCUUAUCCGAGAGAUGUUUGGCUAUGCCAAGGAGCACGAGCCCUGUAUUAUCUUCAUGGAUGAAAUCGAUGCUAUUGGUGGACGAAGGUUUUCAGAGGGCACAUCGGCCGAUCGUGAAAUCCAGCGUACAUUGAUGGAGCUGCUCAACCAACUGGACGGAUUCGAUUACCUGGGACAGACGAAGAUCAUCAUGGCUACGAAUCGACCGGAUACACUUGAUCCUGCCUUGCUGCGAGCUGGUCGUUUGGACCGAAAGAUUGAGAUUCCUCUACCUAACGAGGUUGGCCGAUUGGAAAUUCUCAAGAUUCACGCUAGUGGCGUACAAACGGACGGAGAAAUUGACUUUGAAAGCAUUGUCAAGAUGAGCGAUCAGUUCAACGGAGCCGAUCUGAGAAAUAUUGUGACCGAGGCUGGUCUUUUCGCAAUCAAGGACUACAGGGACUCGAUCAACCAAGAUGACUUCAGUAAGGCAGUACGUAAGAUGGCCGAGUCGAAGAAACUGGAAGGCAAACUGGAAUACCAGAAGCUAUAGAUGACGGUGGUUGUACGUGACACUCACGGUUUGCGCUGUGUGAGAGUGAUGGUUCUGUUCAAAUGAAGAUGGCUGCGUCCGUCGAAAAUGGCGCGGCGAGCAGAUCAUAAACGAUAUCUUCUCUUGAGUUCAGUUGAGGCUCGAGAGAUUUGAUAUGCGUCACGAUAGAAAUCAACAAUGUACUUUAUUACGGCAUUAUGGUAGCAGAAGGAUUGCUCACCCCAACCUCAAAGUAUCAUUAAUAAUUCAGAACACGUGGAACCGUC
Molecule: messenger RNA, 1674 nt
Organism: Aaosphaeria arxii CBS 175.79
Lineage: Eukaryota; Fungi; Ascomycota; Dothideomycetes; Pleosporales
Product: 26S proteasome subunit P45
Exons: 3
Coding region: 227-1408 (393 amino acids)
Biological process (GO): positive regulation of RNA polymerase II transcription preinitiation complex assembly
Cellular component (GO): proteasome regulatory particle, base subcomplex; cytosolic proteasome complex
Molecular function (GO): ATP binding; proteasome-activating activity; ATP hydrolysis activity
Source: RefSeq, a predicted model, not a curated record